This is a messenger RNA of Bursaphelenchus okinawaensis, 2491 nucleotides long. The record is from the annotation of a GenBank genome assembly. Lineage: Eukaryota; Metazoa; Nematoda; Chromadorea; Rhabditida; Aphelenchoididae.
AUGGGCCACAUCAGUUCGUAUUUAAAGCCGGUAGAUCGGGCGUUACCAACGAAAGAGCUCAAGAUAAACAAUGGGGUGAUCAGAGGGUUAACUUAUGUGUUCGAAGAUGGACGACAAGCCAGUGCUUACAUGAGUAUACCAUUCGCUCAACCACCAGUAGGAGAACUAAGGUUCCAGGUAAAUAGAUCUUCAUAUUAUAAGAUUUCGUGCUGAUUUUAUCUUGUAGUAUCUUGAUAUUGUAGUACUACAUGAUAGUUAAGCCUAAAAAAGUGGAAAGCUUUUAAAGUAGAAAAUAGUGCUUAAUAUUAUGAGUAUUUAGAAGCCAAAGCCAUCCUUACCAUGGGAAGGGAUACGUGAUUGUACAAAGCUACCACCACGAUGUCCUCAUGCUGAUAUGAUACACGAAAAGAUGUUUGUCAGAAUACCAAAGUCAGAAGACUGCCUUUACCUUAACGUAUUCACACCUGGUCGUGUUGAAGAUAUCUCACAGAAACUACCGGUUAUGGUGUUUGUCCAUGGUGGGGGUUACACGAUACAUUCGUGUACUCAUUACGGCGAUAGUAAUAUCUGCAGGUAAAACUUUUGGUUAAGGGUAAAAACGGCUUUUUGAGAGUAUUGAUACUUUUUUUGGCAGUACUGUAACCGUACUAAUAUAGUAUGGUAAUUGCAAUUACUACUAAUGCUUUAUGAUAGUAUUAAAGAUUUUUGUAUGUAGAAUUACUAGGCUUUUACAAUGAAAUGUUAUCUAAAAAUGUAAAACUUCAGAUGCCUAUGUGUGAAGAACGUGAUCGUAGUAACUUUCAACUACCGAACGGGUAUUUUCGGCUUUUUCUGCACCAAUGACUCUCGUGCUGCGGGAAACUACGGGUUCUGGGACAUGCAGAAAGCCUUGGAGUGGGUCAGAGACAACAUUUCUCACUUCGGGGGUGAUCCCAACAAUGUCACAAUCUUUGGUCAAAGUGCUGGCGGAUCAGCGGUCGAUUUCUUGGCUUUAUCGCCACACACUAGAGGACUGUUUCAUAGGUACAUAGCGAUGGCAGGUAAUGCGUAUGCCACGUUUUCGAGGCAGAAUGCGAAGAGAAUGAGAGAAGAAUGGCUUUACUUGGCUACUACAAUGUAUGGUUUCAAGCACGACGAGAAAGCUUCGGAAAGUGAGGUUAACGAACAGUUGUGGAAGUUUUUAAAGUAAGUUUUGAUGUAAAAAAGAUGUAUAAUGACAGAAAAACGUUUCGUAAAAGGUAAAAUACCAUCAUUUUUAGAGAAAUGCCAGCGACAAAGCUAGAGUUAAGUUUGCUACCAUCGAGGAAGCUGAAAAUCAACAGAGAUGGUCGUAUUCACGUGGCUCCACUAGUCGAUGGAGACUUUUUCCCAAAAGACUUUAUCGAAUUGAGAAAAGAAAUGCCAAAGAAACAGAUCAUUACUGGAGUUACCAAGUGGGAAAGUUUAUUAUUCGGUAUGUUAGUCUAUUAACAACAUAAAACAACAUAUUUUAGUUUUUUUUCACAAUUAAUUUGGCUAAAACAACAUUUCAAAGCUGAAAGCUACGUACAUUUUCCUGAAUUGUUUUAUAAUUUAUAAAAAAUGACUUUUUCAGUCAUAGCCAAGAAUAUCAACAACUCUCUCAAAGACUUUGCUCGGAUGGUAAUGGACCAGACCUUGAGUAAGUACAAGCUGAACCAGCCGAAGGAGGAGUUGAUCGAGAAAGCCUUUGCUACAUUUCUGGACGAAUCAAAGUCACCAAAGUCGUUGGAGUACAAAGAGCAGAUCAUAAAGAUGUGUUCGGACGUCAUGUUCAACAACAGUACAAUUUAUCUGGCAGAGACUAGUGUGAAGAACGGUCAUGAUGUAUAUCUGUACACUUUUGAGUAUCACCGACCGAAUGUCGCUGGAUUGUUGGGACAUUUCUUCCCGUUCAAAGGUAUCUUUGUAUUUAUAGGGAAAAAGUUAUUAGGUUGUUCACAUAAUUAUAUGCCCCCUCUCAAAGCCAAUUUGUGGGGUUUAUGGGUCACAGAAUUAUUUGAAAAUCAUAAUAAUAAAAGUGACACUUUUAAGCUUUUUUAUAAUAAAACUAAAUUCAGGGGCCACUCACAGCACGGAACUCGCCUAUCUCUUUGGUAAAUGUAUCGUAUCUACCCACUUCACCCCAUCAGCUGAAGACCUACUAGUCAUGGACCGAUUCACAAACUUGUUUUCAAACUUUGCUCGCUCAGGUGAUCCAAAUGGUACAGGCGACAAGAAAUGGGUACCAAUAACAAAAGACAAUAUAGAGAACAACUUCACGAUAGACCUUGGAGACUGCACGAUGAAGUCAGAAUUCUGUGAGAAUCGCUACAAGAAAUGGCUGGAAAUCUGGCCUAAUCUGAAUGAAUGGCCUACGGUAGAAGAUGCUGAAGAGUUUGAGAGUGUGGACAUGCCUGUUACCGAGGUUGAUACUAUUGAGAAUGAACUGAUAGCCGAUGAUAAGGCGUUGAGGAAUGGAGAUUCUAAGUGA